This is a messenger RNA of Gongylonema pulchrum, 408 nucleotides long. Lineage: Eukaryota; Metazoa; Nematoda; Chromadorea; Rhabditida; Gongylonematidae. The record is from the annotation of a GenBank genome assembly.
AUGUAUCCACGAACGAAACGACCAGGUCGACCGCAAAGUAGCUUCGAUGAGAGCAGUGUUCCACAAUCAGCACCACUGAAACUCUACUCGAAGUACGUGCCGAAAUCGAAUCGUUCGAUGAUCAUAAAUGCAUUGCAGUACUCCGUAUUUCCUGGUAGUGUUUGGGAGAAGCAACGCGCUGAUGUGCUUGGUGAGCUGGCAAAAAGUGACAGCAAACAUUUUUUGUUACUAUUCCGGGACCAGAAAUGCCGUUAUUUGGGUGCAUAUAGUUGGGAUCAGCAGUCGGACACGGCUCAUCGUAUCCACGGACGUGGUCCAAAUAUCUGCCAUGAAUCGAUGAUGCAUCUCAUGUUCAAGUACGUAUUAAUUUUUGAAGCAAAUUCUGCUGGUGAAUUUAAUUUUUUUUGA